Molecule: messenger RNA, 631 nt
Organism: Paramecium pentaurelia
Lineage: Eukaryota; Ciliophora; Oligohymenophorea; Peniculida; Parameciidae
Source: the annotation of a GenBank genome assembly
UAAUGUUCCCUGUGAAGUUGAUUGAUUUAUACUUGUCACCAUCAAGAUCUGAAUACAAAGAUUUCUCAACAAACAUUAGUGAAAAUGAUCUUGACUAUGACACUUUCAAACUUGAUCAAAUGCUCAACAAACCUCCCUAAAUUAAGAAGAGUUCUUCUUAUCCUAGAAAUUAUGUAUCAAAUUAAUCAUUAAUAUUUAGUAAAAACAAUAAUUGAUAGAAGAAAGUAAUAUUGAUGGGGAUCAAAUUAUAUAGGAAUGUAAUCGCUUCAUUUAAGACUCUUAAGUCAGUGUUACUCAACUCCUUUAAGAACUGGCUCUUGAUCAACCAAAGAAGAAUAGAAGUGCAGGCUUCUUAAAGUUCUUUGAUGAGAAUAAAAAUUAUGGAUUCAUUGUUAUGGACUCAGAUGGUUCAGAUAUUUUUGUAUAUGCUGAUGACCUUGCCAAAACUGGAAUCUCUAAAGAGUAUUUACGAACUGCUAAAUUUGGAAAUUGCAUCAGGUACUCUCCUUAUCUUAAUAAAAAGAUUUACAUUUACUUGCAUGGAAUAUUAUGGUAAAUACAAUAAAUCCAGAAAGGCAAUCGACUUAGAAUAUCAAAAGCCAGGCAUAUUCCCCCAAAGCCUAUACUGAUU